Molecule: messenger RNA, 606 nt
Organism: Aspergillus nomiae NRRL 13137
Lineage: Eukaryota; Fungi; Ascomycota; Eurotiomycetes; Eurotiales; Aspergillaceae
Exons: 2
Cellular component (GO): mitochondrion
Source: RefSeq, a predicted model, not a curated record
AUGAGCUACACAACAUCACAGACACUCCAUGGCGAUUGGGGUAGCUCCGUUGCGGGGAGACUCGCCGGAGACUUGACCGCUGCUGCAGUGUCGGCAUCGCUGAUCGCGCCUACAGUGACUAUUAUUGAUCGAGCCCUUGUCGAACGAGCCUCGUCCAACAGACCUCUUCUCCAAAGUCUCCGUUCUCACAGCCUGGCUGCUCUGAAACGGCCGGGCGCAUUUGUCUUCUCCCGCCCAUUCGGUCUCGUAUGGACCUUAUAUGGAGCGACUUAUGCGGUCGCCAAUGGAACUGAAACCAUCACAAAAGAUAUUUGUCCAACCAGAGUUGACCCGAUUACAUUUGCCACAACAUUCAUCGUCAAUGUUCCUCUCGGUGUCUGGAAGGAUAUCCGAUUUGCGCAGCUCUUCGGAAGUCGCAUAGAAUCGAGCGCAAAGGAUGCUCUUCGUGUGUCUAGCAAGGUCGUCUCAAAAGCUGCCACGGCGACCUUCCUUCUCCGUGAUGGAGUAACUAUUUUUGGUUCCUUCACCCUAGCCUCCUGGUGCUCGUCUAUUAUCCCCGAUAGUCUUGCCUCCCAGCCCAGCUCAAAGACGGUCAUCACGCAGAUC